UCCAAAGCGUCGACAUGGCACUGGGACUGCUGGUCCUGGUGGUCACACUUUUAAGCACCGCCUGUUGGCUCCUGCAGCAGCACUACUCCUACUGGAGGCGAAGAGGAGUUCCUGAGAUCAAGCCUAAGUGGAUAGUAGGCAAUCUGAUGGGACUCCUGAAUAUGCGAACUAGUCCGGCGGAGUUUAUAGCCCAGCUGUACAACCAUCCUGAAGCGGAAAACGAACCGGUUGUGGGCAUACAUCUAUUCCAUAAGCCGGGGUUGCUCCUAAGGGAUCCUGGCUUGGUCAGAAAGAUUAUGGUCAAGGAUUUCGCCAAGUUCAGCAAUCGGUACUCAAACUCUGACCACAAAGGCGACCCACUGGGUUCCCAGAACAUAUUCUUUUUGAAAAACCCUGCUUGGAAGGAGGUGCGACUGAAGCUAUCUCCUUUCUUCACCAGCAACCGUCUGAAGCACAUGUUCCCGCUGAUCGAGGAGGUGGGUGCCAGCCUGGAUGCUCAUCUGCGCCAGAAGCCACUGCACAAUGAACGGCUCCGCUGCUUCGACAUGGAGGCCAAGGAGCUAUGCGCCCUCUUCACCACCGAUGUGAUUUCCACAGUGGCCUUUGGAGUUCGGGCCAAUAGUUUCACGGAUCCGAAUGGCGAAUUCCGACGACAUGGAAGAUCGGUCUUUGAAUUCACUUUCUUAAGGGCAGCGGAAUUCACAUUAGUGUUCUUCCUGCCCCAUUGGGUUCCGUUUUUCGGGUUCAAGGUAGUUCCCGACGAGUCGACUCGCUUCCUGCGCAAAACCAUCAAUUAUGUCCUGGACGAACGUGAAAGAUCGGGACAAGCACGUAACGAUCUCAUCGACAUCCUCAUCGAGUUUCGACGGAAUACCCAGCAGGCCAAGGCCAAGGGCGUCAAGGAUCAGUUCGUCUUCGAGGGCGAUAUCCUGGUGGCUCAAGCAGUGCUCUUUUUUACUGCCGGCUUUGAAUCCUCGUCCUCGACAAUGGCCUUUGCCAUGUAUGAGCUGGCCAAGGAUGCCGAUGUCCAGCGAAGAUUGAGGGAGGAGAUCAAGGAGGCUCUGGUUGCGAGCGGCGGUCAGGUGACCAUGAAGAUGAUCGAGUCCUUGGAGUACAUGCAGAUGAUUUUAAUGGAGAUCCUGCGCAUGUACCCACCUCUGCCUUUCCUAGAUCGCGAGUGCACUGCCGAUGAACUCUACUCCCUGGAACCAUUUCAUAACUUUCAAGUGCCCAACGGAAUGCCUGUCUAUAUACCUUGUUACGCCCUCCACAUGGAUCCCCAGCACUUUCCGCAGCCCCGGAAGUUUCAGCCGGAACGAUUUUCCGCCGCUAAUAGAAAACUACAUACACCCUAUACCUACAUGCCCUUCGGACUGGGGCCCCAUGGAUGCAUCGGAGAGCGCUUUGGGUUCCUUCAGGCUAAGGUGGGGCUCGUAAGCCUCUUAAGGAAUCAUCUUAUCACCACUUCGGAAAGGACUCCACGCCGCAUGCAGCUGGAUCCCAAGGCUAUUAUAACCCAGGCCAAAGGGGGCAUUCACCUGAGGCUUGUGCGCGAUCCUCUAGGACCAUUCUUGAAUGGCCUCACAGGAAAACCGGUGCUCGUGAAGCUGAAGUGGGGACAGGAGUACAAGGGCUUCCUGGUUUCCGUGGAUGGAUACAUGAACAUGCAGCUGGCUAACACCGAGGAAGUUAUUGAGGGCUCCGUCACCGGCAACCUCGGCGAAGUGCUCAUCCGCUGCAAUAAUAACUAUUCACCUCCGAUGGCUUUAACUGAAGUCCUCUUCCUUGUGGUGGCUGCCCUGGUGGCAGUCUACUUGUGGUUCCAGCGUAAUCACACCUACUGGCAGCGAAAGGGAAUACCCUACAUUCCACCUACGCCAAUUAUCGGCAACACAAAGCCGGCUUUUACAUUGGAGACUUCAUUUGGACUCCACCUUUCCGAUAUCUACAAUGAUCCUCGGGCGCAGAACGAAGCUGUCGUGGGCAUCUAUGCCCUAAACAAGCCCGGACUAGUUAUUCGUGAUGUGGAUUUGAUCAAGUCCGUGCUGAUCAAGGACUUCAAUAGGUUCCACAAUCGCUAUGCCCAAUGCGACCCACAUAGAGAUCCCUUGGGCUACAACAAUCUUUUCUUUGUGAGAAACAACCACUGGAAGGACAUCCGGACUAAGCUGACUCCUGUUUUUACGAGUGGAAAGAUAAAGCAGAUGUACCCACUAAUUCAAGAGAUUGGCAAGGAUCUUGAAGCUGCCCUAAAAAUACGCGACGAGAAAAGCUCUGGCAAGUACAUCACCGAGAUUAAGGAUAUCUGUGCCUUGUUUACCACUGACAGCAUUGCCUCCAUCGCAUAUGGUAUUCGGGUAAACAGUCUGGAAAAUCCCAAUGCAGAGUUCCGCAAGUAUGGACGCAAAGUAUUCAACUUUACAAUAUUCCGAGCCAAGGACUUUUUUGUAUCCUUUUUCUUGCCUAAACUGGUCUCCUUAUUGCGAAUCCAAUUCUUUCCACCGGAGCUCGCCUCUUUUAUGAGGAAAACAAUUAGACAUGUGAUGGAGGAGCGGGAGCGUACGGGUCACGUUCGUAACGACCUCAUUGAUAUUCUGGUGGCUUUACGGAAGGAGGCGGCUGCGGAACCGUCAAAACCACAUUAUGCUCGUAACCAGGACUUUCUGGUGGCCCAAGCGGGUGUGUUCUUCACUGCUGGCUUCGAGACUUCCUCUUCGACCAUGUCCUUCGCCCUCUACGAGUUGGCCCAGCACCCGGAGAUGCAACAGCGCUUGCGCGAGGAGAUCAACGAGGCCCUGCUGGAAGGUGGUGGCAGUUUAACCUAUGAAAAGAUCCAAGGCUUGGAGUACCUGUCCAUGGUUGUGGAUGAGGUUCUGCGUUUGUACCCGGUGCUACCGUUCUUGGACCGAGAGUAUGAAAGUAUCCAGGGUGAGCCAGAUCUCUCGUUGAAGCCCUUUUACGACUUUUCUUACGAGAAUGGAACUCCAGUGUUUAUUCCAGUAUUCGCAUUGCAUCGCGAUCCAAAGUAUUGGAAAAAUCCCAACCAAUUUGAUCCGGAACGCUUUUCCCCCGAGAACCGUAAGAACAUACAGGCUAUGGCUUAUCUGCCCUUUGGUACCGGACCACACAACUGCAUCGGCAGCCGGAUUGGCCUGCUCCAGAGCAAAAUGGGGCUGGUGCACUUGCUCAAGAAUCACACUGUUAGGACGUGUGCUGAAACAAUUAAGGAAAUGAAGUUCGAUCCCAAAGCUCUCUUGCUCCAGGCUGACGGGGGUAUUCAUCUGGAGCUUAUCAACGAUCGUCUCUAUGACCUCAGUACUGCUUAACUCCGAUAAAUCAAUCAAUAAAUCAUACUAAGAAUAAAUAACUUCUUUAAAAAAUUGCAAAUUGCACCUGUCGAGGUACUUUUAGUCAUAAAAAAUAUAAAAGCA
This is a messenger RNA of Drosophila bipectinata, 3431 nucleotides long. NCBI's taxonomy places the organism in Eukaryota, Metazoa, Arthropoda, Insecta, Diptera, Drosophilidae. The record is from RefSeq and is a predicted model, not a curated record.